AUGCCUAAUUGGAUAGUGGUCGAUGACAACGACCGUCAAGUGGGGUACUCUAGUGGUUGGAGUGUCCUCCGCGGCUCGAGUCGGCAAUGGGCGGAAGCCGUCCAUGUUACAUCCCAGCAGGGCUCCACGGCGACUUUGAUGUUCAAAGGAACCGGCAUCAUUGUCGUUGGAACCAUCCCCGCCGGCUCAGGCGCACAGAGAUGGUCUAUAUCCAUCGAUGGCGGAUCUCCUACGAUCAUAGAACGUCAAGGGGGCCCUCAGGAUGUAUACGAUGACUGGUUCUUCCGAAGGGAAGGGCUCAAUCCAAAUCCAAUCCACACCGUCAUCGUAUCGAACGCUGGAGGCCAGCUUCCCCUUCACUUGGACAAAUUCGAGUUUCUUCCCCCCGAAACGGAUACUAGCCCUGCACCGAUAUACCCACAAACUCCCCAGGCACCCGCUCCUACUCCACCUCCGACCCCUACCCCUACCCCUACUCCCAGGGCCCCUAACCCAACUCCUUCGACCCCUAGGGUCAACCCAAACCCAGCUCCCCAGCCUACACCUCCACUUCCCCGCCCAUCACCGAACCCAGACGACGAUGACCCGGAUACGGACGACGUUGAAACAGACGACGAUGAUGACUCAGGUAACUCGGCAGAUGAUGACGCGCCUGCCCCUUCACCUGACACCACAUCCCUCGCUACAGACACCCGGUCUCCCUCGUUGUCAUCUUCAACGAGGUCAAAUACCCGCUCAGUGAGCGAGACACGCAAUGCUGGUCCAGAGAGAGCAACCGCUGAUACCAUGGCUUCACUCUCUGUCUCUCGAGUUUCGAGAUCGACCGCCUCGGAGAUCGUCGUUACUGUAACUGACUCGCAUGGGGUCGUGACGACGCAAACUCAUGCAGCUGCGUUGUCGAAGGGGAUUCCAGUCGGCGUGGUUGUUGGCGUCGUACUAGGAAUUGUCUUCUUGAUGACACUUUUGACCCUAUGUAUUGUCCUCCUCGUUCGACGAAGGAGACGGAGACGGAAAGAGGUCACUUCGAGGGCAUUCGCUAAUCCUCCAAGGGAAGAUCAGGUCAAUCCCUUCCGAAUUUCUCAAUUCAGCACGAUACCGGUAUCUUUCGGCAAAACGGCCUUGCAGGACCGCGACGCAAGCGAACAUGAAGGAGUAUCUGAGAGUGCCAACAGGUCUAACUCUCCAUUCGGUUUAUCCGCUGCCUCUCCGUAUGCAAACUCGCCUGCAUCCUCGGACGAGAAAGGCGGCUAUCCCGAGCUAACGGGCGCUCCUGAGUCCAACGAUCCGCCACCUGCGUAUCAAGUUUCCCAAGUCCAGUUGGUUCGCUCCACGACGAUGACAGAGAGCACGUUGAGAACGUUUUAG
Messenger RNA from Coprinopsis cinerea okayama7#130, 1365 nucleotides. RefSeq lists its product as hypothetical. NCBI's taxonomy places the organism in Eukaryota, Fungi, Basidiomycota, Agaricomycetes, Agaricales, Psathyrellaceae. The record is from RefSeq and is a predicted model, not a curated record. The transcript has 4 exons. Bases 1 to 1365 code for a protein of 454 amino acids.